UAUACGGAUGUAAAAAUUGAAAACUUUUCAGAAAAUCGUAUGGAAUUUCAUCGCUCUUUGACACAGUGACAUUACUUACUUCAAUUUACUGUUACAUUGCGCCAUACAAAAUAUUUCUUGAAAUUUUUUUUCAUCAGUUAACACUUAAUAUAUAUUAUUUUAUAUAGUUUAUUAGGAACAGCUACUAAAUCAUUUCAAAGAAACAAAAAUAUAAAAUAACCGUUGUAACUUAAAACAUCGUCUUAUACCAGCUAUACUGCUACUACUUAUUACUUAGGUACCUUCGUUCUUCAAUCCCACACUGACGGCCAUAGACGACUGGAUGCGGAGCAGGGGCCUACUGCUGGCUCAUCAGAAGAGCGAGGCGGUGGUGCUCUCCCGGAGGCGGGCGUUUGUCCCGCCACGUUUGACGGUUGGCGGCCACCUGAUCCCAUUGCGAAACGAGAUCAGGUACCUCGGUGUUAUUCUGGAGAAGCGUCUGAAUUUUGCUGCACACGCGAGUACCGUUGUUCGGCGGCUGCGCUAUCCAGGCUCAUGCCCAACAUAGGCGGAUCGGCACAGUGGAAGAGGAGGCUGCUCGCGUCUGUUGUGGAAAGCCAGUUGUUAUACGCUGCUCCCGUCUGGAUCCCUUCCGUUACAGGAGUCGCCAGAACUAGGGCGAUCUUGAUCCGUCCGCAGAGGACCGCCGCCUUGAGGGUAAUCCGGUCCUACCGCACCGUGUCGGACGAGGCCGCCCUGAUUUUGGCCUGUAUGCCGCCCGCUGACCUGCUUGGACUGGAGAGACAGUACAUCGGAUCCCGACUGCGCGCCGCUAUGGAGCCCGGCGAACAACGGCCUUCUAAGGUGGCCGUGAAACUUGAGGCAAGAAAAGCCACGAUCGUCGCCUGGCAGGCGAGAUGGCUUGCCACCCCGAAGGCGGCCUGGACGCGCCGCGUCAUCCCUGACCUGGCAAGAUGGCUAGGAAGGACUGUCCCGUGGGUGCCUCUGACGUUCCAUAUGACACAGGCACUCACGGGACACGGCUGUUUUGAGUGGUAUCUCCAUCGCAUGAACAGGGCCACCAGCCCUCGUUGCUGGCAGUGUUCGGGCGAAUCAGACACCGUCGAACACACGCUGUUCGAUUGCCCCCAUUGGGACGGCCUUCGUGAAGCCCUGAGCGCCAGGAUUGACCAUCAACCGAGCGCUGAUGACGUUCCGGACAUCAUCUGUGGACCGGCGUUCGAGCUCUUGCCGGCGGACGCUCACGGGAGGUAUGUGAUCCUGAGAGAAGCCGAAGAGCGGUUCCGGCUGUUCUACGGCAUGGUGGAAAACAACCUUUCGGUAAAAGAAGAAGAGGAACGUGUGCGACAGGCUGUGAACCGACGGAAUUCAGCAUAGAAAACUGUUAGCCGAAAAUUGAUUUGUAGCUUAAGACAAUAAAAUUAGGGA
This is a messenger RNA of Myzus persicae (green peach aphid), 1428 nucleotides long. RefSeq lists its product as uncharacterized. The transcript has a single exon. Lineage: Eukaryota; Metazoa; Arthropoda; Insecta; Hemiptera; Aphididae. Bases 535 to 1377 code for a protein of 280 amino acids. The record is from RefSeq and is a predicted model, not a curated record.